Molecule: messenger RNA, 742 nt
Organism: Erythranthe guttata (spotted monkey flower)
Lineage: Eukaryota; Viridiplantae; Streptophyta; Magnoliopsida; Lamiales; Phrymaceae
Product: monothiol glutaredoxin-S11
Source: RefSeq, a predicted model, not a curated record
CGAAAAACACCUCAAUUUCAGGCAAGCUUUUCUUGCCUCUUCACAUUACAACAACACAAUCAGAUUAAUUCAUCCCACAAAUUUUUGAAAAAAAUUAAAUUUGUGGUAAAUAAUUAAUCUGGUUCUUGUUAACAACAAUCUUAAGAAAAUAAAAUAUGGAGAAGAUAGUAAAACUGGCAUCGGAAAACGGGAUAAUGAUAUUCAGCAAGAGCACGUGCUGUCUGUGCUACGCGGUUCAGAUACUGUUCAACGAGCUCGGUGUUCAUCCAUUUGUCCACGAAAUAGACCACGAUCCCGAUGGUAAGGAAAUCGAGAAGGCACUCUUGAGGAUGGGGUCCGGCGGCCCUGUCCCGGCUGUAUUCAUCGGCGGCAAACUCGUCGGCUCCACCAAUGAGGUCAUGUCCCUCCACCUCAGCGGUUCCCUCAUUCCUCUGCUCCGCCCUUAUCUGCAUGCCAUGUCUUGAAACCCUAAAUGGUCGGUGCAUGCAGUUUCAACAUUCAACAUAUAUAUAGCUUAUUUAUAUGUAAUAUUAAAUAAGAUUUGCUCUCAUAAGGUAGUUGUAUGUAUGUAAUUUGAUUAGGUUGUUAUUAUUGUUGUUGUUUAUGAGUAGCUAGCUUUGGAUUUAAUUAAGCAUGUAGCUAAAUUAAUUAGCCAUUUGUCAGGGAAUUAUUGGCUAUUGAUCGAAGAAUGUAUUCUACUACUUGCUUUUUCUUAUUAAAUGGAAGUUAGUUUUAUUACUUU